Messenger RNA from Paramecium octaurelia, 420 nucleotides. Lineage: Eukaryota; Ciliophora; Oligohymenophorea; Peniculida; Parameciidae. The record is from the annotation of a GenBank genome assembly.
AUGAUUUGUCAAAAUCUUGAAAAAUAUAUAAAAUUUGAGUGGUUCCAAAAUUGGAAAAUUUUGAGAAUAAGGAAGAGAAAAAGAGAAGGUUAUAAAAUAAGUUGAACCGAGUAAAGAAGUCAAUCUUAAUAAUUUCAAGAUCUAUUUAAUAGGAAAGGAAGGAGAGCUAUCAAUAUUUGAAGAAAAACUCCAUUUCUAGAGGAGAGAAGAAUAUAUAUACUUAAAAGGAAAUUAAUGGUAUNUUCCAACAUAAAUCUUGAACCCAAAGAAUACAUGGAAGUACAAUAUUUUAUAUAUUUUAGAAAUCCUGAAGAAUUCGAUAAAUAAGUACUUGAAUUAGCAGAGAAAUUUUAGAUUAACUUCAAAAAAUAUGAAGAUAAGGCUACAUAAGAAGUUAUCAAUGCCGGUCCCAAAUUUUGA